AUGCCUCCUCACUCGCCUAAUCAUCCUAUUCGUGACCUUUUCCCCUUUAGUCCAUCGACUCCCACUCCCACCUCUGGCAAAACCAGCAACAGCAACAACCCCCGCCAGGACGAGGACCGGCCCGUGCCACCGGGGGCCAUGGUCCAGUAUCUCUGGACCUGCCACGCCUGCGGCUGCGGCACCUUUCGCUGCAACGAGGCUUCCGUAGCUCUGUGCAUCCAGUGCGGGCAUCAAGUCUGCGACGGGUGCACCACCUUUUUCGGUGCCCGCCUCCUCCGCUGCGUCGAGGUGGAAGAUCUUCUCCCCCACCACGCCGCCAACCCCGGUUGCACCUGCGAGCAGUAUUCCAAAAAGAGCCGUUGUCGCACUGGCCAUCCCAUCCGUCGGUGUCCUGCUAAAUCGGGUCUACGUCGUCUGCGGUACACGCCGUACGCCCACCCGACGCUCGUGCAGCACUGCAUCGUGACCUUUCGUCCCGGCCGCGACGGCAGUCCCGCACUCGGCACUUUUUUUGCGUUACGGACACGUUUCGACCGGCCGCGGACAACCACCACCACCACCCGAGCAGGCAACGAAACCAGUACGCCCACGACGACGACGACACUCGACUGCAUCGCCCGCUCCGUCGCCGCGGCUCGCCCCACGGCCACCAUCCCGCCCAUCUACGACAUGCUGCGCCAGCCACGGUCCGGUGACGCCGCGCUGGCGCCGCGGCCCGGCAUCUCGGUAAGCACCGUCGCCUUGGCGCGCUUCUUUGCGACGGGCGCCGCGAGCGUCGCGCGCACGCUGGGCCUGUCCGGCCGCCCCAUCGUCUGCGUCCGUGUCGAUCCCAUGCUGGCCUUUGUGGCGUACUACCUCUGCGCGAGCUUCUACGUCGUCUUUGCGGAGUGGAGGAACAAGAAGAAGAAGAUGGUAAGCGUGCGUCAGCCGCCUCGGGCGGCGGCGCCGGAGUGA
Messenger RNA from Beauveria bassiana ARSEF 2860, 954 nucleotides. RefSeq lists its product as uncharacterized. The record is from RefSeq and is a predicted model, not a curated record. NCBI's taxonomy places the organism in Eukaryota, Fungi, Ascomycota, Sordariomycetes, Hypocreales, Cordycipitaceae. Bases 1 to 954 code for a protein of 317 amino acids. The transcript is spliced from 2 exons.